UCGCCACCAUGGCCACAACCACACCACAAAACACGUACAAAGGCUCAUGUCUCUGCGGCUCUAUCUCCAUCGUUCUUACCCUCGAUAAAGACCUCUACUCCGAACCUAAUGGCCAUCUCUGCCAUUGCCUCAACUGCCGCAAAUUCUCCGGGGGUCCUGCCGCCAUGUGUUUCAUAACACCUACAAAGACCGUACAACUUACCGACUCGAAAAAGACACUCAAGGUCUACCAGGAUAGCAAUACGGGCAGUGGAAGGACCGUGCCUAGGAGCUUCUGUUCUGCAUGCGGGAGUCCUGUCGGAUGCGUGCCAACUUUGAUGGAUGAGAGAGUGAGCAUCGUCACUCUCGGUUUGUUUGACAAGGUGCCCGCUCCUUGUUUUGAGUGCUAUACAAGCCAACGACUGCCUUGGAGCCCGCCUGCUGCUGAUGCUGAGAGGCAGUAUCAAUUCAUCGACGAGGUCAUCAAUCAUGUUCCAUCAUUAGAAUAAUGAGGCCUGUGUUGACAUUCUGUAUCGAACCCAAGAUUUCAAGUGGAAUCUUUCAUCGCUGCUUUGGUCGCCUAUACUUGAUAGGAAGAGGCUGAAGUGCAUUGUCAUUCUGUAAUUCACCAAGCAUCGAAAUUGCCAAAUCCG
This is a messenger RNA of Pseudocercospora fijiensis CIRAD86, 632 nucleotides long. RefSeq lists its product as uncharacterized. The record is from RefSeq and is a predicted model, not a curated record. Gene Ontology annotation, molecular function: carbon-sulfur lyase activity. The coding region runs from base 9 to 488 and encodes 159 amino acids. The transcript is spliced from 2 exons. NCBI's taxonomy places the organism in Eukaryota, Fungi, Ascomycota, Dothideomycetes, Mycosphaerellales, Mycosphaerellaceae.